This is a messenger RNA of Nicotiana attenuata, 453 nucleotides long. RefSeq names its product putative disease resistance RPP13-like protein 1. The transcript is spliced from 2 exons. The record is from RefSeq and is a predicted model, not a curated record. Gene Ontology annotation, biological process: defense response to other organism. The coding region runs from base 1 to 453 and encodes 150 amino acids. Lineage: Eukaryota; Viridiplantae; Streptophyta; Magnoliopsida; Solanales; Solanaceae. Gene Ontology annotation, molecular function: ADP binding.
AUGACGCAUGAUGAAACAAUGUCAUUUCAAACUGAUGUGACAGUCAGUGAAUUAAGCCUCAGAAAUAAGAAGUUUCUUAUAAUCUUGGAAGAUGUCAGUAAUGAGCAACACACUGAUUGGGACAUGUUCAGGAGCUCUCUUAGGCAAGGAGCAAUAGGAAGUAUGAUCCUUGUGACUACAUGCAGCGAAAAGGUGACGUUGAUUAUGGGCAGUGAACCAUGUCAUUACUUAUCACCAGUAGAGGAUGAAGAUUGUUGGUGUUUGUUUGAAAAGCGUGCAUUUGGUUUGAUAGAUCCUAUUGUGUAUUCCAAACUUCACGGUAUUUGGAAACACAUAGUGAAGAAGUGCAAAGGCUUGCCACUGGUCGUUAAGACAGUGGCAGUUCUUUUGCACUUGAAGCUAGAUGUAGAAGAAUGGGAGGAGGUUUUGGCUAGUGACAUAUGGAGGUUUUGA